CUCAGCUUGGACGUUUUCUCAUCGGAGAACAACAAGCUUUUCAACAGGAAAAAAAACAAUCGUCGUUCUUCUUCUUUCUUUCUUUUUUUUCAUUUUCAUUUCUAUCAAAGUAGGCAAAUCCCGAUAGUCCAUACAGAGAGAAAACGGUACGCUUAUUGGUACGGAACUAGCAUUAAAAAAUGCAGGUUCUCUCACCGUCGUCGAGCAUGGCUCUCAAGUCCGCCUUAACCACGAGGUCACCAACUCCCACCAACCGAGUCCCCCCGAGCCAACUCGUCAUCCCAUGCGCCUACCGAUCCGACUCGGCCAACGCGGCCGCCAACUCCAACUUCCGCGGCGUCGGCCCGACCCGAGCCGACUGGCAGAGCGCGUGCGCCAUCCUGGCCAGCAAGGUGGUGUCGCAACAGAAGAACGACGACGCGACCGGAACCAACAUAACGGCCGUGAACGGCCACAAAACCCUGGAUCUCGUCCCGAUUGAGAACCUCCCCAAGGCGCUCACCAUCGCCGACCUCUCCCCGGCGCCGAUGCACGGCUCCACCCUGCGCGUGGCCUACCAGGGCGUGCCCGGCGCCUACAGCGAAGCCGCCGCCGGGAAAGCCUACCCGAACUGCGAGGCCAUCCCGUGCGACCAAUUCGAGGUCGCGUUCCAGUCCGUCGAGCUGUGGAUCGCUGAUAGAGCUGUUUUGCCCGUCGAGAACUCGCUCGGCGGGAGCAUUCAUCGGAACUACGACCUCCUCCUCCGUCACCGCCUCCACAUCGUCGGGGAAGUGCAACUCUCCGUCAACCACUGCCUCCUCGCCCUCCCAGGGGUCCGUAAGGAGUGCGUAAAACGCGUGAUCAGCCAUCCUCAGGCCUUAGCGCAGUGCGAGCACACCCUUACAAAACUCGAUUACAACGUGAUUCGCGAGGCCGUCGACGACACCGCGGGCGCGGCUGAGUUCGUGGCAGCGAACAACCUCCGCGACACGGCGGCGAUCGCGUCAUCGCGCGCCGCCGAUCUGUACGGCCUACAGAUCCUCUCAGAAGGUAUCCAGGACGACUCGAGCAACAUGACCCGGUUCGUAAUGCUGGCCCGAGACCCGAUCGUCCCCAGGACGGACCGGCCGUUCAAGACGAGCAUCGUGUUCGCCGGCAACGGCGGCAACGAGGACAGGGCCGGGACGGCGGUGCUGUUCAAGGUGCUGUCGGCGUUCGCGUUCAGGAACAUCAGCCUGACGAAGAUAGAGAGCCGGCCGCACCGUAACCAGCCGAUUCGAGUGGUGGACGACGUCGACGUGGGCACGGCGAAGCACUUCGAGUACCUCUUCUACAUCGAUUUUGAGGCGUCCAUGGCGGAGGUCAGGGCACAGAACGCUCUAGCGGAGGUUCAGGAGUUCACCUCUUUCCUGAGGGUGCUGGGGAGUUAUCCCAUGGACAUGACCCCGUGGUGUCCAGUAACAUAGCCAAAUUAGAGAUUUAAUUUCCCUCUCUUUAUGGUUACUGGAGUAUUUAUUUCUGGAUUUAUAUUUUUGUUUUUCUUUUGUUAUGUUCAGAUUUUUAAUCAAAAGACUGGCCCAAAUUGUUGGUUGGUAAAUAAUAUAAUUUGAAUGCAUGUCGGAUUGGAAUCAGAACUUUAAAUUAGGGGUGGCGAAUAUGUGUAGUUAAUUAGCGAGCGAUAAAAAUUGUUAUCUCCGAAUUAGCCUCAACUUUAUGAAAUCUGGGGUGGGGUUUUGUUGUU
Molecule: messenger RNA, 1720 nt
Organism: Rhododendron vialii
Lineage: Eukaryota; Viridiplantae; Streptophyta; Magnoliopsida; Ericales; Ericaceae
Product: arogenate dehydratase 1-like
Exons: 2
Coding region: 180-1445 (421 amino acids)
Biological process (GO): L-phenylalanine biosynthetic process
Cellular component (GO): chloroplast; cytoplasm
Molecular function (GO): arogenate dehydratase activity; prephenate dehydratase activity
Source: RefSeq, a predicted model, not a curated record